GGCAUCCAUGGCCACAAAGGAUGACAGUUCAAUCUGGGAGCAAAACAAAAUCAUAAGUAGAGGUUUGACCCCUCCCACAGCUGUCCAGCUGUGCUACGAGAACCUGAAUGGAUCCUGUGUCAGAACACCCUACUCCCCAGGCCCCUGCCUCACCCUCUAUGCAGUCUUUAGCUUUGGGGCUGUGAUGGCUGUGUGUGGAAACCUCCUGGUGAUGAUUUCAAUUCUUCAUUUCAAGCAGCUGCACUCUCCUGCCAACUUUCUGGUGGCGUCCCUGGCCUGUGCUGACUUCUUGGUGGGACUGACCGUGAUGCCCUUCAGCGCAGUGAGGUCUGUGGAGAGCUGCUGGUACUUUGGGGAGAGUUUCUGUAAAUUGCACUCUUGUUUUGACGUAUCAUUCUGUUGUGCUUCUAUCUUCCACUUGUGCUUUAUCUCUGUGGACAGAUACGUCGUUGUCAGUGACCCCUGGAUGUAUCCCACCAGGUUCACUGUGUCUGUUUCUGGCGGGUGCAUUGCCUUGUCCCAGGUCCUGCCCAUCAUCUAUAGCUCUUCCCUUCUUUACACGGGAGCAAAUGCAGCUGGGCUGGAGGAUCUCGUGAGUGUCCUCACCUGUGUGAGGCGCUGUCAACUGGCAGUGAAUCAAAGCUGGGUCUUCAUCAAUUUUCUACUGUUUUUCAUGCCCACACUUGUGAUGAUAACUGUUUAUUCUAGGAUUUUCCUCAUCGCUAAGCAGCAGGCUCUGAGGAUUGAGAGGAUGAGCAAUCAGACUGCCAAGUCAGCAGACAGCUACAAGGACAGAGUGGCCAAGAGGGAGAGGAAAGCAGCAAAGACCCUGGGCAUCGCAGUGGCCGCCUUUCUCCUUUCCUGGCUGCCAUACUUCAUUGAUUCCAUCAUUGACGCAUUCCUAGGCUUCAUCACACCCACCUAUGUGUACGAAAUACUGGUUUGGAUCGCUUACUAUAACUCGGCCAUGAACCCCUUGAUUUAUGCUUUCUUUUAUCCUUGGUUUCAAAAAGCCAUCAAACUGAUUGUCACUGGCAAGGUCUUGAGAGAGAAUUCCUUCACCACCAACUUGUUUCCUGAGUAGAUUCUUGGUUUAGGUAAGGGGACUGAAAAGA
This is a messenger RNA of Nannospalax galili (Upper Galilee mountains blind mole rat), 1115 nucleotides long. RefSeq names its product trace amine-associated receptor 7e-like. Gene Ontology annotation, biological process: G protein-coupled receptor signaling pathway. Gene Ontology annotation, cellular component: membrane. The transcript has a single exon. Lineage: Eukaryota; Metazoa; Chordata; Mammalia; Rodentia; Spalacidae. Bases 8 to 1084 code for a protein of 358 amino acids. The record is from RefSeq and is a predicted model, not a curated record. Gene Ontology annotation, molecular function: trace-amine receptor activity.